Molecule: messenger RNA, 1102 nt
Organism: Apus apus (common swift)
Lineage: Eukaryota; Metazoa; Chordata; Aves; Apodiformes; Apodidae
Gene: CDPF1
Product: cysteine rich DPF motif domain containing 1
Exons: 5
Coding region: 249-623 (124 amino acids)
Source: RefSeq, a predicted model, not a curated record
CUGCUGGCCACCCGCCUCUGGCAGCACCGCCGUGCUUGCCCCGGCGGCGCCGGUACCGGUGGGUGCCGCGCAGCUUGGGUGGGCAGCAAUCCGCUGAUUUCCCUCUCUGGAAGAGGGGUGGCAAUAGCCCUCUGUAGGACAGGACCCAGACGGGCUCAUCUGUUGCUGUGGAGGCAGAGGACAGGGCUUCUCUAUCGCAGCAGAAAGACAGCAAGUAGCUGAAGCCUUGCUGCAGAGGUAGCUUAAAGAUGGAUGCUCCCAAAGAAGUUCAGCCUACAGGGGAGUUCAAGUGUCAGCUGUGUGGCUUAACAGCUCCAUAUAUGUACUAUGGGCAGAAGCCACCAAACACACACUCUAUUGUGAUUUUGGAAGAAAGCUAUGUCAUGAAGGAUCCUUUCACCCCUGACAAGGACAAAUUCCUCAUCCUUGGGUCUCACUGCAGUUUGUGUAGCAGAUCAGUGUGUGUUAGUACAGAAUGUAGUCUGUUCUACUCCAAAAGGUUCUGUCUCCCCUGUGUGAAUGAAAACCUAAAGGCCUUUCCUUUGGAAAUACAGGAAGAUAUGAAUAAAAGGAAGCCCCAGCCAAAAUCCUUCCCCUGUCAAAAGAGGGAUACAAGAACAUAAAUACUGAAGGACUGAGAGGGAUGGCUCUUUGGCUGGGGUUUCUUCUCUCUCCUUUUGCACACUAUCAGGUUGCUCCUUUUAAAGACGUGACCUUCAUCAGCUCACCACUACAGGACACAGUAACACAUUUCCUUAUGUUUGGCUCGGCUUCAAACGUCAUCACGCAGCGAUUGCGGUGCCAGCAGGAUGGCCUGAAGUUGUUGGAAGAGCCAGAAGGGCCAGCAGACAAGCCUGUUGUCACCACAUAAAACCCAUGUAGUAAAAAACUAAACAGUAUAACAUAGGAGCAGUGCCCAGAUUUCACAUUUGUUAUUUUAAUGUUUAGUGUUGUUCUUGAUGCUCCUACAGUGCUAUGAAAAUCCAAGACAGAUUUUUCUGUCUUAAUUAAUACAUCCAAGAAAAUCAGUGUACAGCAAUUGUUAGCCUAACAGUGCUGUCCUGGUAGGAUUACAGUAGGCAAGGAGUUCAAAGCUUUACUU